AUGGCUGAUAACAAGGAAGACCUCGCUGCUCUCGGAGCUGGUAGCCUCUUUGGUGUCAAGGGCAUGGUUGCCGUAAUCACUGGUGGUGGCUCAGGAAUCGGCCUCAUGAUGGCCAAAGCCUUGGCUGCCAAUGGCGCCGAGAAAGUCUACAUUCUCGGUCGGCGCAAAGAGGUCCUGGAAGAAGCUGCGGCAUCUGUGGGACCCAGCAUCAUUCCCCUGGUUUGCGAUGUUAGUGACAAGAACAGCCUCACAGAGGCAACCGCAGCCAUCGAGAAGGAAGCCGGCUUUGUCAAUCUACUCGUCUGCAAUGCUGGUGUCGGCGGACCACAGGUCAAGGCCCCCACCCCCGAGAUGACAGCUGAGGAAUGGGCCGAGCAGCACCUCGCCCAUGACAUGGCCGAUUACACGCGAGUCUUUGACAUCAACGUCACCUCUGUGUGGUACACCGCGAUGGCUUUCGUGAAGCUGCUUGACCUUGGUAACAAAAAGGGAAACCUAUCACAAAGCUCCCAGGUCGUCUCGACGAGCUCCAUUGCCGCCUUCAAUAAGAUCGCUCCCGGUGGCUGGGCGUAUGGCCAAUCCAAGGCGGCCGCGACGUUGGUUAUCAAGCAACUGUCAAGUAACCUGCCUCGUUGGAACAUCAGAGCCAACUGUAUUGCUCCUGGAUUGUUCCCGAGCGAAAUGUCGGCCCCAAUUGCCAAGCUUUACGCCGAGGACGGCAGUGUCCCCAAGGAGAUGGUGCCUCUUCAAAGAAUGGGUGAUUUGCAAGACAUGGCAGGCGUCAUGUUGUACCUUGCUUCGAGAGCUGGUGCGUAUUGUAAUGGCGCGGUGAUAACUGUGGACGGAGGUAGACUCGGAAACUUCCCUACCACAUGGCACGCUUAG
Molecule: messenger RNA, 885 nt
Organism: Colletotrichum paranaense
Lineage: Eukaryota; Fungi; Ascomycota; Sordariomycetes; Glomerellales; Glomerellaceae
Product: short chain dehydrogenase
Exons: 3
Coding region: 1-885 (294 amino acids)
Molecular function (GO): oxidoreductase activity
Source: RefSeq, a predicted model, not a curated record